AUGCACCUGAAUGAGGGAAAUGAGAGUGCUGGAGCCAUUUUUUUCCUCAUGGGCUUCUCAGAGUUUCCAACCCUCAAGGUGCCCCUCUUCCUGGUAUUCUUGGCCAUCUAUGCUGUCACUGUGGUGGGCAACCUGGGUAUGAUUGUGGUCAUAAAUACCAAUCCCAAACUUCAGACACCCAUGUACUUUUUUCUUGCCCAUCUUUCCUUUCUGGAUUUUUGUUAUUCAAGUGUGUUUACACCCAAACUAUUAGAAAUCUCAGUUGUGAAAGACAAAACUAUCUCCUUCAAAGGAUGCAUAAUACAAUUUUUCAUUGCUGGCACAUUUGUGAUUACAGAAGCAAAUCUGUUAGCAGUGAUGGCCUAUGAUCGGUUUGUGGCUGUUUGUAACCCCCUGCUCUACUCAGUUGCUAUGUCUUGUAAACUCUGUGCUUUGCUUGUAGCUGGAACUUACAUAUGGGGUGUACUCUGUUCCAUGACACUCACAUAUUCUCUUUUGAAACUGUCCUACUGUGGAUCUACCAUAAACCACUUUUGCUGUGAGUUCUCUGCCCUCCUCUCUGUGUCCUGCUCUGACACACACUUCAGCCAGAUGGUGAUGUUAGUUGUUUCCACAUUGAAUGAGGCUUGUAGCCUCCUUGUCAUCCUCACUUCCUAUGUGUUCAUAGUUGUCACUAUCAUCAAGAUGCCUUCUACUGGUGGACAUCGAAAAGCCUUCUCCACCUGUGCCUCCCACCUGACUGCCAUCACCAUUUUCCAUGGGACUCUCUUUGUUCUCUAUUGUGUGCCCAAAUCUAAGAGCUCAUGGCUCUUCAUUAAAGUAGCCACUGUGUUUUACUCCAUUGUGAUCCCUAUGCUAAAUCCUCUUAUCUACAGCCUUAGAAAUAAGGAUGUAAAGGAGUCUGUCAGGCAGUUAAUUCACACCAAAUUGCUUUCUCACUCAGUGUAA
This is a messenger RNA of Cynocephalus volans (Philippine flying lemur), 948 nucleotides long. Its product is annotated as olfactory receptor 1165-like. Gene Ontology annotation, cellular component: membrane. Gene Ontology annotation, biological process: G protein-coupled receptor signaling pathway; sensory perception of smell. Bases 1 to 948 code for a protein of 315 amino acids. The record is from RefSeq and is a predicted model, not a curated record. The transcript has a single exon. Lineage: Eukaryota; Metazoa; Chordata; Mammalia; Dermoptera; Cynocephalidae. Gene Ontology annotation, molecular function: odorant binding; G protein-coupled receptor activity; olfactory receptor activity.